AUGGUUCAGGUCUCCCGCGAAAACCCCAACUUAUCGCCUCUUCAGGCGUACAACGCCGCCCAACGGCUCUGGAGGAUACACCGGUUGAACAGCGAGGCACGGGCGAGGCAUGAGGAAAAGGGCGGGGAGGAGGGCGAGAAGGAGGGCGAGGAAGAGAGUGAGGAGAGCGGUGAGGAGGACGAGAAGAAGGAGAGCGAGGAGGGCGAGGAGGAGGGCGAGGAAGAGGGCGAGGAGGAGGGCGGGGAAGAGGGCGAGGAGGAGGGCAGGGAAGAGGGCGAGGAGGAGGGCGGGGAAGAGGGCGAUGAGGAGGGCGAGAAAGAGGGCGAGGAGAAUGUAGAAAGGCGUGACGACGAACAAGGUGCAUCAAGUGACGACGAUGUUCAGGAGGUGCAGCUGGUGCGAGUAGCGCGUGAUGGAGAUGUGAGGGCGCGAGGAAAUGUGGAGAAGGGAGUUGGUAGUGCAAGCAGCAGUGGCGCGAAUGGUAGACGCAGAAAAAGGAAGGCAGUGGAGACUCGCAUGAGUCAUCGCGACUCAAACAAAAUAAGCGUGCACAGUAAGAGAUUACAACGACUACUGCAAUGGCUGGAGCACAGCAAUGGAAGUGAGAGUAGUGCCGAACAGGGGUCAUGCUAA
This is a messenger RNA of Closterium sp. NIES-65, 633 nucleotides long. Lineage: Eukaryota; Viridiplantae; Streptophyta; Zygnematophyceae; Desmidiales; Closteriaceae. The record is from the annotation of a GenBank genome assembly.